AUUCAAGAAAAAAAAAAAAAUACAAAAAAUGGAUUCAGAAUCAUAAAUAUUAGCAUAAAUAGAAUCUGAAAUAUAAAAAUGGUGGGAUACCCCUAGAUACACAGGAGUAAAGCGUCCCUACACUGCUAGAUAAGUAGCUAGUCUUCGUCCUUCCAUCCAUAUAGAAUAUCCUUCAAACAUCUAAGCUAAAAAAAUGUGGAGGCUAUUAAAAGAUGCCCAACUUACCGGUAAUUUCCAUAUGACAUAUGGAGCUUUAGACCCUAUUUAGGUUAUUAAUCUUUCCAAAUAUCUCAAGACUGUAUACGUUUCUGGAUGGUAAUGUUCCGUAUCAGCCUCUACUACUAAUGAACCUGGUCCUGAUUUUGCUGAUUAUCCUGCUGAUACAGUACCAAAUAAAGUCGAUUAAUUAUUCAAAGCUUAAUUAAAUUAAGAUAAAAUUUAAAAUUAAGAAAGAUCUUCCAUGACGCCUGAAUAAAGGGCUAAAAAACCCAGAGUUGAUUACUUAGCUCCAUUAUUAGCUGAUGCUGAUGCCGGAUUUGGAGGUCUUACAUCAACCAUGAAGUUAAUCAAACUUUUCAUCUAAGCAGGUGCUGCAGGUAUCCAUAUUGAAGAUUAAAGACCCGGUAAUAAGAAAUGCGGACACAUGGGUGGAAAAGUAAUAGUUUCUUGCCGUGAACACGUCAAUAGAUUAAUUGCUUGCAGAUUAUAAGCCGAUAUUAUGGGUACUGAAUUGAUAAUUUUAGCCAGAACUGAUGCAUUGGGUGCUAAAUUAAUUGAUUCUAAUAUAGAUCCUAUUGAUUAACCUUAUAUUUUGGGUAUUUGUGAUGAUGGAAAAGAAAGAUCUUUCCCUGAAGCUGGUUUAUAAUAGAUUAAAAAAUAAUUUUAAGGAGCAUAAAGAGAUUAAAUAUCCUAAUAAUGGAUGUCUAAAUGCUACACUAUGAGUUAUUAAUAGGCUAUUUAAUAUGCUAAAACAUUAGGAUUUUCUUUCUAAUUUGAUUGGGAAACUAAUAGAUCUAGUGAAGGAUUCUACAAUAUUGAAGGAUCUCCUGAAUUAUGUGCUGCAAGAGCUAAUGAAUAUCUGAAAUAUGCAGAUAUGGUUUGGAUGGAAACUCCAACUCCUACUAUUGAAACUGCCACUAAAUUCGCUAGUUUAGUCAAAAAAGUACACCCUAAUAAACUUUUGGCUUAUAAUUUAUCCCCUUCAUUUAAUUGGAGUGCUUUUGGAAUGUCUAAUGAAUAUAUUUAAGGCUUCUGUGAAUAAUUAGGUAAAUUAGGAUAUUCUUGGUAGUUUAUAACAUUGGCAGGAUUUCAUAUGAAUGCCUUAAAAUCAGAAUAAUUGUCAAAAGAUUUAGCUUAAAGACAUAUGUUGGCUUAUGUUGAAACUGUCUAAAGAGAAGAAGAGAAGCAUAAAGUUGAUUAAUUAACACAUUAGAAAUGGUCAGGUGUAAAUUAUGUAGAUGAAUGCUUAACACUUAUUUAACCUGAUAGUAAAACUUUAGCAAAUUCUAUAGAAUCUACUGAAAAUUAAUUCAGUAAAAAUCAUUGAUUAAAAUUUAAUAUUUUAUAUUAAUAAAAAUAGUUAUUAAAUUUUAUGUGAAAAAUUAUU
Messenger RNA from Ichthyophthirius multifiliis, 1606 nucleotides. RefSeq names its product isocitrate lyase, putative. Gene Ontology annotation, molecular function: isocitrate lyase activity. The record is from RefSeq and is a predicted model, not a curated record. Lineage: Eukaryota; Ciliophora; Oligohymenophorea; Hymenostomatida. The transcript is spliced from 2 exons. Gene Ontology annotation, biological process: carboxylic acid metabolic process. The annotation marks the transcript as partial.